Molecule: messenger RNA, 1001 nt
Organism: Pecten maximus
Lineage: Eukaryota; Metazoa; Mollusca; Bivalvia; Pectinida; Pectinidae
Product: fibrinolytic enzyme, isozyme C-like
Exons: 7
Coding region: 52-921 (289 amino acids)
Biological process (GO): proteolysis
Molecular function (GO): serine-type endopeptidase activity
Source: RefSeq, a predicted model, not a curated record
GACAGUUUCACCGAGCAGAAGCCACACAACACCGGUUGUUUAUCAGUCACGAUGAACGGUCUUGUCUUCGUUUGUUUCUUGCUUGUAGCCGAAUCCUGGGCGAAGGUAGCACCAGUGCCACGCCAUCCUUCGGAAGACCUCAUCAGGAAGGCUGAAGAGGCCGGAUCCUUGCCGCCAGUGCCACGACACCUUUCGGAGGAUCUCAUCAAUGAGGCUGAACAGCUGUCUAACAGUAGAAUUAUCGGAGGGAGUGACGCCCAAAUCAGUAACAACCCCUGGCAAGUAUCACUCCGGCGAUUCAGCAGCCAUAUUUGUGGAGGGGUCAUCCUCAAUUCUACUGCUGUUCUGACCGCUGCUCACUGUGUAACUGGAAACUCCUACACAGUGCGGUAUGGAUCCGGCAGUUCCAACGGUGGUGGAAGCAUCGCGUCAGUCACGGCUAUCAAGUCGCAUGGAAAUUAUGGGUCGGGUUCAGGCGCUUUUCCGAACGAUAUUGCAGUACUGACAGUUCAAGAAAUGAAUUUAGGCAGUAACGCCCAAGCCAUCAGUCUGACUUCUCGUACUAAUAGCGAUUUAACUUCAGCAUCAUGUAGGAUCACUGGAUGGGGACUCACUGAAGCCGGUGGCAGCGUUUCGACACUCCUCCAAGGCGCUGAUAUGAAUGUUAUAACGGACAGCACGUGCAAGAACACCUGGGGAACUAACAUCUGUAAUAGUUGCCACAUCUGUAUCACCGGGGUUGAAGCGAGCAGUGCAUGCAACGGAGACAGCGGUGGACCUUUGGUGUGCGCAAAUGGAAAUGAUAUGGAACUUGUCGGAGUGACGUCAUGGGGAGCGACGAACUGUCCAACGAAUUAUCCGUCAGUGUAUACCGAGGUUAGAUCCUACACGAAUUUUGUGUUAUAUUCAAAUGCGAUUUAGUCAAAAUAGCCAUGUCGAUCAGCUAUCUUCAAUAUCUUAUUUGAUUUAGAGCCAAUAAAAUGCAUUCAAUCUCAUUAAAA